ACAAUUCGGUGCGGCCGGUCAUAAUCCAACAAAAAAUUGUCCAACAAUUAUUGCAUUCUCUCUCUAUGCUAGCUUCUUCAGACAUGGAUUCGCCCCUAAUUUAUUUCAGCUAUGCUGCGGCCCACAUGAAUUUCUAUAUAUAUUUAUAAUAAUGGGAGGAAGGACGAAAUGCGGAAAGCUUAAUAUGGGGGGUGGAUAGAAAUCUUUCUCGAAUCUUCACACCCCCCUUUUUUAUUUCCCAUUUGUUUUUUUGUUCAUCAUUUUUUCGAAUUCAAGGUUUCUGCGCAUUGUUUUCUGACUGGAGAGAUUAUAUUGAUUGAUUCGUUUAUUCUGAGAUUUUUGGGAAAAUUUAUUCCCAAAAUUUCAGAGCCCUAGCUGCACAAUUCUGUGUGGUGUGAUAAUUGGUUUGUUAUUUUCAUUCUCGAUGCGUUUGAGGGUUUGGUUAGAAAGAGAGAAUUUGUGAUUGAUAUCAUUUUAGUGAGAGGAUCGAUCAUAAAUGGAGCACAAAGAGAAAGAAUUUGUGAUUGAUAUUGAAAAUGGUGAUGCUAAUGGGAGUAAGGAUUCAUCCUCUGAUUCCACAUGGGGGAAGAAGAUUUUGAAAAGGAUUGGCAGUGGGAUUUUGAAUUUAAAUGGAUCUGUUGAUGAUGAAGCCGGGGUGAAAUCGGAUGUUGGUACAGAAGAAGAGCUUGAUAAAGAGACGACGAAAUUGUUGAGUGAUAAGGCUCGGGGAGGGGAGGAGGGUGAGGGGGUAGUGCCCCCUGUCGAGAGGGACAAUGAGAGGGGAGGAGAGGGGCGGGCUCCCCCUGUUGAGAAGGAGAGACGGAAGGGUGGGAAGGCGAAGAAGGCUGCAAAGCCUCCUCGGCCUCCAAAGGGUCCGACCUUGGAUGCUGCGGACAUGAGGUUGCUCAAGGAGAUAUCUAGGCUUGCUAUUAAGAAGCGUGAGAGGAUGGAACAUUUGAAGGCAUUGAAGAAGAAUAAAUCGCCCAAAUUGUCAUCCCCAUCAUCUUCUUCGUCGUCGUCAUCAGCAUGUUCAUCUGCUGCAACCAUCUCAGCCAUGUUCGUCACUAUUUUCUUUUUUCUCGUGUUAAUCUUACGAGGUCUAAACGCGAGCACCAGUUCGACUUUGAUAAUCACAGGAGCUCCUCAACCUCAGCCACCACCACAAAUGAGAGGCUUGUUGCCUGUUCAGUUCUAUAAAACUUUUAAAUCUAAUGGUGGUGGUACACUGAGUUUCUUACCUCCCAAGUGCGUUUUCUCUUAAUAUCAUGCUUCUUGUCUGCACCCUCGUCCACGCAUAGACAUUGUUUUUGCUCCUUGUAAUUCUCCCUCGAUUGCUAACUUCAUCGAUGCAGGUCUACAUAAUUUCUGUGUGGUACGAGUCUUAGUCUCAGCUGGCUGGAACAGAACAAAGACGAAGAUGAAAAUGAGGACAAGCGAGCGUCUCCUGAGAAAAUGUAGUUUGGGUUCUUGAAAUGGUGGAGAUCAGAUUCUAACCGAGUGCGCAUAUUUUCUCUCUAACUCUUUGUAAAUGAGAAAGUUGUUUGAUUCUCUUGCACUAGUUCAAAGUGUUCUUUGUAUCUAUAUAAGCCAAAUACUAAUAAAUAUAACUUCACUUUUCUUUGUUUAAA
Salvia splendens (bonfire salvia) is the source of this 1628-nucleotide messenger RNA. RefSeq lists its product as uncharacterized. The transcript is spliced from 3 exons. The record is from RefSeq and is a predicted model, not a curated record. NCBI's taxonomy places the organism in Eukaryota, Viridiplantae, Streptophyta, Magnoliopsida, Lamiales, Lamiaceae. Bases 497 to 1261 code for a protein of 254 amino acids.